This is a messenger RNA of Prorocentrum cordatum, 1616 nucleotides long. Lineage: Eukaryota; Dinophyceae; Prorocentrales; Prorocentraceae. The record is from the annotation of a GenBank genome assembly.
AGGACGGCGUCCCGUGGGACGACGCCGUCCGCAAGGGCCUCGCGGCGAUGGUGCGGCAGGGCCUGACGCCGCGGAUCGACAUCGCCGCCGACGAGGGCCCAGGCCUCGCCGAGAGCGGGUGCUCCGCGGAGACGGACGGCCUUUGGUACGGCUGCGUCGCGAUGAGCCGGCGCUGGGAUACGAGCGUGAUCCCGCAGGCCCUCGUCCGCGCGGCCCCGCCGGAGGAGCAGCUGGACAUGACGCUGAAGAAGCUCGACACCUGCCACCGCCUCGCCCCCGACGCCUCCCUGCGCGUGCUCGGCGUGCGGAGCGGGCAGUCUGCGGACGCCGUGGUGAUCCCCGCGCGCACCGCGAAGACGUGCUCGCUGGUCUGGCGCCCCGGCGAGGGCGUCAUGUGGACGGCCGAGGCCACGGCGCUCUACUGCGCGACCACGCCGGGGAGCUGCACCACGACGCCGUGCGAGUGCAAGCGGGCGUCCGACCGGAGGCUGGAGCUGCGCACGGCGCAGGGGCGGCGCUGCUGGGCCUGCGCCGAGGCCGGCCACGAGCACAGCUUCCGCGUGAGCGCGCUGGCGGAGAAGAUGGAGGGCACCGGGUUGCGCGUAAGCGAAAAGGAGAGGGUGCGAAGUGACUGGUACUGCAAGGACUGUACGGUCAAGUGGGGCUCUCAGAAGGGCAAGCGCGUGUGCAACCUGGGCAUUCAUCUUCAUUGUAAGCAGUGUCAGAUGCACAAGCGCAACGUCUUCGGUGGGAAUAAGGAAAGUGGACCCCCCAGCAAACACUCAACAACUAAGGCUGCCCCGACCACGCCCUGGGAGACUAAACGUGUCAUUCAGCAGCUGGAGGCAAAUAUCACUGAGUUGCGUGCUCAACUACGUGAACGACAGCUUCCACUGCAGUCUUGCUCCGAGCAAGUCGAGCCCACGGUGGAAGUUGAUGACCAGGACGAUGACUCCUUGGACAGGCAGCUCGCAGUUUUGGACACAAAGUUGCAGAAGCUCCCUGAGGCUCUGGUCAAAGAAAUACCUGAGUUGGCAAAUGCCAGAAAGGAGCUGGUGGCACAGCGGGACAAACUUCAGCUGGAAAGACGAGAACGUAAGCCUGUUGGUGUGCAGAUCAACGAGGUCAAUCGCAAGCUCUACCAGCUGGAUCAGAAGAUUCAAAAAGCUGAGGCCGCGGCCGACCAGAGGCAGACGCAACUCAAGCUGCUGCAGGAGGCAAUCGAGGAAGACCAGACCAACCUGGUAACCUCCUACCUCGGCAAGUGGAUGCGGCCGCUGGGGUAUCAGACAUGGUGGUGGAACCAGAGGUACCUGCAGAUACCCUUCCUAGUCUCCGUGAGGACUCCAGAGCUCUCGGCGUCCUUGGAUUGCCUGCUCGGCCUAACGAUGAUGGAGAUCAGGCUGUUGAUGUUUUGCAGGAGGGAGAACAUGGGCCAGGUCAAGGUAGCCUGUCAGUACCAGGCCUACCGCUACAUCGUGAUACCCGUGGCGGGAUGGCUUACUACGGUCAAUGUCACGGGCGCUGGCUCACUUAUUGGUUAUUUGUCUCAGGAACCAGAAGGCAAGGUGUUCGCGAUCGGCUGUUAUCCGUACAAAGACAGGUUCGAGGCCUAG